CCCGCAGCUCUGCGCCCCAGCGAGCGGCCGCCCCGCGCCCCGACCGCCCCAACGGCCGCCAGCCCCGAGGGCGCCAUGAGGCACCCGCGCCGCGCCCCGAUGCUGCUCCUGCUGCUGCUGUGGCCGCUGCUGCUCGCGCCCCGCGCCGGGGACGCCGCCGUCAUCACCGGGGCUUGCGUCGACGACUUCCAGUGUGAUGGAGACACGUGCUGUGCUGUGAGUCUCUGGAUCCGGGGCCUCAGGCUGUGCACACCCAUGGGCCGAGCAGGGGACAGCUGCCACCCACGGUCUCGGAAAAACCAUUUUGGAAAUGGAAGGCAGGAAAGAAGAAAGAGGAAGAGAAGAAAGAGGAAAAAGGAGGUUCCAUUUUUUGGGCGGAGGCUGCUUCACACGUGUCCGUGCAUGCCUGGCUUAGCCUGCUCACGAGCUUCAGUCAACCGAUUUGUUUGUUCCCGAAAGUAAUCGCUGUAGAGUAGAAACUUGAAAUGUGAACAGCCACAUGAUGCCUGUAGCAUCUAUUCCUUGCUCUUGUGCCAGACGUAUAGUGCGCCAGACAGAACGCUAGUGCUUCCUCCGCCUUCCGAGUGGCGCUGCUGGCUUUGAGUUUUAAAUGACCUCUUUUUAUUGAAAAACAUUUAGUUUGGGGUAGAAACGUAAUGUUCAAGGCAUUGUGGAACUGGUUCUAAUUUCCCGGUUUGUAUUAGGGUUUGGUUUGGCUUUUUUUAAUGCCAAAUCUCACCCAUUUUCACAAAAAUGAGGACAAUAAGAAUUUGAUAUUUUGUUAUAGACACCUCUUUUUUCUUAAACCCUUCUCCUCCCAUCCCUGCCCCACACACAUCCUCGCUCACCCUUUGAUCUCUGGCUCCUCAAGAAUUUCGAGGACCUCACUUUGUUCUCUGCCAUUUGCUUCCCUUUGCUUGUGGCAUUUUAACAUACAUGUGUGGUGGGGGAGGGGCGUCCAUAUCAUCCAGUUUGCUGGUGGCGUCACUGAGGAAAAGCAAGCUUUUUGAUGAUGCUUAAGCAGUGAAGAGUGCAGAGCUAAACUAGACACUCCAAGCAUCUCACAUGGAGUGAGGGUGAGGAGCUGAUGGCCGCCAUGGGCCUGUCUGCGCAGGCCUCAGGCCUGUUGGGUGCCCCUGUGGGGACAAAGGAAUUGAGGGUCAAACUAAUUUAGUCCAGAUUUAUAGAUGGUUUUUUUAAAGAAUUCCCAAUACAGCAGUGAUUUUCAGCUGGUGUGCCCUAGCACACUGGCGAGCCACAAGAAUUUUUGAAACAUGCAACACCUGACUCUUUCCCUUAGAUUGUCAAAUUACAAAACGACAGCAGCCAACACACAAUACCCAUCUGGUGUGAAUGAAUCAAAUUUAUAAUUUAUUUUGUCAGACUGGCAAAAUACUCUUUUUGGUGUGCUGCAGAAUUUCAGUAAUCAGUUUAUGUGCAAAUCGCUGCAGCACAGUAUUACAUUUAUUUCUUUUUUUAUUAGAAAACUCUUGUAGUUAGAGAUAUUCCCAAAAAUGUCACUUGAAGAGGAAGCAUUGAUUUUAUUCUGGCAUAAAACUAGUUAUUCUUUUAAAAUCAGUAUUAACUUGCAAUUUAAACUUCAUUUGUAACCAAAAGUUCUGUUGUAAUGGAUUGCCUGACAUCCUGCCAUUUGCACCUGUAUCACUAUUGCUGUGUAAAAAUUCUGUAUCAGAAUUUCUGUAUCAAAAAUCCUGAAUCAGUACUGUACACCACGUGCUUUAUUUUAAUAUUAUAUCCCUAUUUUGUCACAGUUGUCUUCAGUUUUUAUGACAAGCUGAUUUUUAUAGAGCCCACAUCCCAGACUUGGCAAAGACGCUCCAGUUGGUCAAAUAGCACUAUUGUCUGCGCGUUUUCAUUUCACAUACAGGACAAUUCUGUUUGCAUGAAUGUUAAGUAAGUACAAAAACCAUGUAAAUCAGCGAGGUUUGGGAAAAUGAAGGGAAACUAUGACAUACAGAACUGACUGCAACCAGAACGACUCGUGGGUGUCCCUGCCGACUCAGCAAGUGGUGACGGCGUGUUCGGCCUGGCGCGGGGGCCGGGGCCGGUGCUCGCCAGACAGCAAUGCCAGCGUGGCCUGGCCUUGAAGACCAGCGAGUGUAAAUGGACUCAAUGUGACCAAUAAAUCACUAUGAG
Molecule: messenger RNA, 2157 nt
Organism: Eptesicus fuscus (big brown bat)
Lineage: Eukaryota; Metazoa; Chordata; Mammalia; Chiroptera; Vespertilionidae
Gene: PROK2
Product: prokineticin 2
Exons: 4
Coding region: 76-462 (128 amino acids)
Source: RefSeq, a predicted model, not a curated record